CAGCCAUCAUAUAAAAUAGAAAUAGUAAACAAGAGUUUAGGUUAGCUUAAAGAGAUAUUUAUUUUUGUACACCUCUGUAUUAAUAAGCUAGCCCUUCUAUUUAAAAUAUUUGCAUUUUACGUAUCAAAAUGUGAUUUACAACAUAAUUUAACAAUAGCAAAGCCAAAAACUUGGGUGGCGAAAACGGCACCUCACCGCUAUAUAUUGAAAAAAGAAGAAGAAGAAUUUGCAGAAUAAUUGAAUGAUGGCUACAAGUAACACUGACGAGAAUAUACUCAAAUAUGAAAACUUCAUAAAUGACGUAUUAAAGGAAGACCUUAAGAAAUUGGAGAUAAGGUUGCAGAUGAUCAAUGGAGAAGUGGCAGACCUCAUUCAACAAAAGCACACUCUAAAAGUUAUUUCUGAUAAGAACGUACAUCCUUCAGGAUUUAAGACUCAGGUGAACUUAGGCUGUAACUUUUUCAUGGAAGCCUCUGUAACAGACAUGUCAACUUUACUCAUGAAUGUGGGAUUAAAUCAUUUUGUAGAGUUUACCAUAGAUGAAUCAAAUAAAUAUUUGGAUAUAAGAAUCAAGGCAUUCGAAGAAAAGGCUGCAGAGUUACAACAGAAAGCAGCGGAGACAAAGGCGCAUAUCAAACUAAUGCUGCUUCAUAUAGGUGAAAUGUAUGAACAAAAGGGUUUUAAGAACAGUUGAUGUCACUUUGUAGUCUUAAGGAAAUCUAUUUUGAUAAUCAUUGUAGUUUCUAAGACUAUACUUUUAUAAAAAUGGCAUAAAUUAAAUUCUUAUUGGCAGAUGAUUACAUAAAAUGUUUUGUACUGUAAUAGCAAUAAAAUGUCAAACAAUUAUAUGUCAUGUAUAUUCAUAUCGACAUUGGAAAAGCAACGCCACUUCGAGGCUGCUUAAAAUUGACAUUAAAUAAAAACUGAAAUUAAGUUCUUAUUUAAGUAGCACCAAUUUUUCACAUAUGUAUGGA
This is a messenger RNA of Chilo suppressalis (striped riceborer), 974 nucleotides long. Lineage: Eukaryota; Metazoa; Arthropoda; Insecta; Lepidoptera; Crambidae. The record is from the annotation of a GenBank genome assembly.